This is a messenger RNA of Cyprinus carpio (common carp), 2071 nucleotides long. RefSeq names its product potassium channel subfamily K member 3-like. Gene Ontology annotation, molecular function: open rectifier potassium channel activity; potassium ion leak channel activity. Gene Ontology annotation, biological process: potassium ion transmembrane transport; stabilization of membrane potential. The record is from RefSeq and is a predicted model, not a curated record. Gene Ontology annotation, cellular component: membrane. Lineage: Eukaryota; Metazoa; Chordata; Actinopteri; Cypriniformes; Cyprinidae.
GUUGACUCAACAGGCACAUGUGCGCCCGUGGUGCUGAAGGAACAGCUCAGUGAGCCCCGUCGCAAUGAAACAGCCCGGUGCUUCCUCAUCACCAUCACUCCUCAAAGUUUGCUGCUCAUUUCAUUCGCUCUGACCAUGAAGAGACAAAACAUCAGGACCCUCGUGUUAAUCAUCUGCACUUUCACUUAUUUGCUUGUCGGAGCGGCUGUUUUUGACGCUUUAGAGUCCAAGAUGGAGAUCACCCAAAAGAAAGUCCUGGACGAUCGGAAGCGAGAGCUCAUGGACAAGUAUAACUUGAGCAAAGUGCAUUUUGACGAGCUGGAGCGGGUCGUGCUGCAGCUGAAGCCGCACAAGGCUGGGGUCCAGUGGAGGUUCGCUGGCUCCUUUUACUUCGCCAUCACGGUCAUUACCACUAUAGGAUAUGGUCACGCGGCCCCCAGCACGGAUGGUGGGAAGGUGUUCUGCAUGUUCUACGCUCUCCUGGGGAUCCCCCUCACCCUGGUGAUGUUCCAGAGUCUGGGUGAACGCAUCAACACCUUUGUCAAGUACCUGUUGCACCGUCUCAAAAAGUGUCUUGGCCUUCGGAAUACCGAGGUCUCGAUGGCCAACAUGGUGUGCAUUGGCUUGAUUUCCUGCAUGAGCACCUUGUGUGUAGGAGCAGUGGCUUUCUCCCGCUAUGAGGACUGGAGCUUCUUCCAUGCAUAUUAUUACUGCUUCAUAACCCUCACCACCAUUGGUUUUGGGGACUAUGUAGCCCUGCAGAAGGAUAAUGCAUUACAAACCAACCCCCAGUACGUCGCGUUUAGCUUCAUGUACAUCCUCACGGGACUCACGGUCAUCGGCGCCUUCCUGAACCUGGUGGUUCUGCGUUUCAUGACCAUGAAUGCCGAGGACGAACGUCGCGACGCCGAACAGCGUACACUGCUGUCCCGAAACAGGCAGACCGGUGGCACUGGAACCAACCAUUGCAUGUCCGACCCGCCAUCUUCAUCCACUGCGGGCCAUGGAGGAGGGUCCGGGAAAGGGUUAUGUAACGUCUAUGCAGAAGUGCUGCAUUUCCAGUCAAUGUGCUCUUGUCUCUGGUACAAAAGCCAGGAGAAGAUGCGCUACUCAAUUCCCAUGAUUAUCUCUCACGAUCUGUCCACUUCAGACACCUACAUGGAGCACAGCGAGACUUCCGACGCCCUUCACUCAAACGGCUGUGUGUGCAGUGCCUUGCAGGAGCACUCGGCCACCAGUUCAGUGUACACGGGCCUGCUCUGCCCCGCACAUUACCAAAGACUCUCCAAACGCCGCAGCUCCAUCUAGAGGGCUGGAGGAUGUAUUGCAUGUGAAUCUCUUUAGCCUUACGAAACCAACCACUGUUAUACUUGGGGUUGAAAAAACGCUGCUUCUAAGCUGCUUGUAUCCUCUGUCAGUCAAAUAUAUAUGUGUAAUGUAGUGAUAGACGGGGGACAGGUGCUGCUUGAGGACUGGAGACGUAGCAGCGUGCAAUAAAAGCAGGGUAAAGGCCUGUAUUAAUUGAGGUACACUUUCAGGAUUUCGAGAAAAGACAAAACGCAAACUGCUAGCUCUUCAAUGAGCUCAAGGGUAAAUGCAGGUCUUUCAAAACCAACAAGUCCCAAAGUGUCAGGCUCUUCUGGUUUUGAGCUGAAUAGAUCGUUUUUGUGAUGCAACUGUUUCUACAGUGAAUACUUUAUUAUCUUUUUAGGAUUUAGGAGGUAAUAGUAAUUAGUAAAGAAAUAAAAUAUUUUAAAAAACUAUUAUUUUGUAUGAGAACUUUGCUAAUGAUUAGUAUAAACUUUAGUUAGAGAAGUGCCGUAUUUAAUUUCUGAUGGGAACAGAGUGCUGCAGUGAUGUUGUAUUUUUGUAGGCCAUCCCGAAGCUUAGCUGGUUCCCUUAAUGUUUUGUUCAUCAUGAUAAUCUUCGUAAACUAAUACAACUUUUAUGAAUUUUGAAGCCUAAAUUCCAUCACCAGAAGUAAAAAGCUAAAUAUAGGCUAUAAAUACUGAACUAAAUACUCAGUCACCACCAUUAAGCUUCUGAUUUCUUUAUUUAAAGGGGUCACAUG